Molecule: messenger RNA, 1733 nt
Organism: Monodelphis domestica (gray short-tailed opossum)
Lineage: Eukaryota; Metazoa; Chordata; Mammalia; Didelphimorphia; Didelphidae
Gene: VIP
Product: vasoactive intestinal peptide
Biological process (GO): regulation of protein localization; adenylate cyclase-activating G protein-coupled receptor signaling pathway; epinephrine secretion
Cellular component (GO): neuron projection; extracellular region
Molecular function (GO): neuropeptide hormone activity; peptide hormone receptor binding
Source: RefSeq, a predicted model, not a curated record
ACUCACCAUAAGUUAAUAUAAAUCACUCAUAAUAAGAACAUUGCGUGUUUCUCGUGGAUUACAUAGGACCUUCUACCUCAUAAGGCAUUCUUCAUCCCUGGGGGAGUCAUAAUUGUGACGUCAUUUGAUUGCUUGGCCCCAUGUGUGAGCCCUAUAAAAAGGAGUGUUUGAAAUGCUGGUCAGAGUAUAGUGAAGAGACGAGGAGUCAGACUCAGGAGUUAGGAAGAACAGCAUCCCUGUAGCCAAGCUUAAGAUCUGUUUCAGUGAACAGGUGAAGUCCUUUGUGGUUUCACAGGAAUUCACUGCACAAGAAGAUUCCAGGCGUUCACUGGCAUCCUCCAGAAAGGAGCACACCCCACCACAGAGAAGACAUUACAAGUCAGGGUCCAGAGAUGGAAGCCAGAAGUAGCCCCCAGCUCCUGGUGUCACUGAUGUUUCUUAGUGUCCUCUGCUCACAAACACUGGCAUUACCUUUUGGAACAUAUUCUAUCAUGAGCAGGCUGGGCAAUGGCAUACUGUUGGAUGGCCCUAAUGAACCUGAUCAAAAUUUAGGCUUCUUAAGAGUGGAAAAUGACAAUCUGGAAAGUUCAUUACCUGAAAAUGACUUGUCUUUUUUUGAUGCAUCUAGACCCAUGAACAGAAAUAGCAGACAUGCUGAUGGACUUUUCACCAGUGACUAUAGCAAACUCUUGAGUCAACUUUCUGCCAAAAAAUACCUUGAGUCUAUUAUUGGCAAAAGAGUUAGUGAUAACCUUGAAAAAGGAAAUAGUCUACUUAAGCGCCACUCUGAUGCUGUUUUCACUGACAGUUACACCCGUCUCCUGAAGCAGAUGGCAAUGAGGAAAUAUCUAGAUUCAAUUUUGAAUGGAAAGAGAAGUGAUGAAGAUUUGCUCAAAUCUGAAAAUUCAGAAGCGAGUGAUCCUAAUUCACUUGCCUGAAAGAGAUAAUGAUCUUAAAGUGGAGCUGAUGCAUCACUUCCUAGUGAAUUCUUCAAAGAAAUCUACAAUGAACAAAUUGACUAUUUUUUGAGUUCUAUGUAAAUCUAUCAAAGAAACAUCUUCAAUAUUAAAACCAAAUAAAUAUAUGUUGUAGGGAAAGUUGUGAUUUAUUUGCUUCUCAUGUAAUAAAAGUGGUAUUUACACUUAAAUAUUAUUUUAGAAAUCUUUACCUAAAUAUUGUCUUUAAAUCAUGAAAACCCCAAUGCUUCAUAUGCUAUGUAUCCUUUCUUUCAAUAAAUGUUUUGAAAAACGAAGUCCACACUGGCAUUCAAUAUUCCAUGGUCCCUGAAUAUUCAGAAUGAAGGCAAGAGAAAAAAAAUUAUAAAAACUAUGUUGUGAGUAUCCACUAAAAGAUUAUUUAUAAUUCAUAGAAUUGGAGUAUACAUCUGUAAUGGCACAUUUGAAGGUGGAAAGUGCUAAGCAGAACCAUGGAUAUAACUGAGAUUGUUCCAGUCAAAAAGAAAACUAAUGUAUUCCCUCAUAUUCAUGGAACAUUGUGUUUGAUUUAGGGGCUUGAUUCUACCUCUGGCAUAUGUAACUGUCACUGGCUUCCUUAUUUGGGGAGAUGUACAAUGACAUUGGGAUAGGCAUGUUGCUUUACAGGAGCAAAACUUUUCUCCAUGAGCACUCAGCAUUAGUCUCAUAGAGAAGGUGGAUCCAGAGACACAACUAUUUUUUUUAAUAAGUGUAAUGAAUGAAAUGUGGACAAUAAAGACAUUUGAUUAUCACUGCAAA